This is a messenger RNA of Parnassius apollo (apollo), 312 nucleotides long. Lineage: Eukaryota; Metazoa; Arthropoda; Insecta; Lepidoptera; Papilionidae. The record is from the annotation of a GenBank genome assembly.
AUGGCGAGUUCAGUAGAAAUUCAACAAUUCAUCAAAGAUGCUAUUGCUAAGGACAAAGUAGUUGUGUUUUCAAAAUCGUAUUGCCCAUAUUGCACUAUGGCAAAAAAUGUUUUUGAAAAAGUUAAACAACCAAUCCAGGUAUAUGAGCUGAAUGAACGUGAUGAUGGGGACGUAAUUCAAUCUAAUCUAGCAGAAAUAACAGGAUUCCGAACUGUUCCGCAAGUAUUCAUUAAUGGAAAUUGUGUUGGAGGUGGCACAGAUGUGAAAGCUCUUUAUGAUUCUGGAAAACUUCAACCAAUGUUGAUUGGUUGA